Molecule: messenger RNA, 7296 nt
Organism: Closterium sp. Naga37s-1
Lineage: Eukaryota; Viridiplantae; Streptophyta; Zygnematophyceae; Desmidiales; Closteriaceae
Source: the annotation of a GenBank genome assembly
AUGAAGCCAAAGCGUUCUUAUCUGUUGUAUCUUGAAUUCGAUAACAUCAAUUCUGACCCGCUUGUUUCACCCCUCUCAACCCCUUCGAUUCUAUCAGGCCGGGAGGUGGACAGCCCACCUCUCCGCGUGUGGUCCUUCCUACUGGGCGGAAGUGACGUGGAGCGCGUACCUGGCGACCCCGCAUUGGCUGACGAGCCCACGGCUGACGUCACCACCAAGGCCCUGUACGACGAGAUCGCGUUCGAGAACCUUCCGGGAGGCGUGUGGACGCAGGGUUUCCCCCUGGAGUACACGGGGCACGAGUGGGACGAGGAGCCGUUGCGAGUGCUGGUGGUGCCACACUCCCACAACGACCCCGGCUGGCUAGAGACGGUGGAGGAGUAUUACAAGUCGAGCACUCGCGGCAUCAUUGACACCAUCGUCAACGCCCUCUCCGAGAAACCGACUCGCAAGUUCAUAUGGGAGGAGAUGUCGUACCUGUCGCGGUGGUGGAUGGAUGCGAGUGAGGAGAUGAAGGGCAAGCUCAAGGCGCUCCUGCAGAACGGCCAGCUCGAGAUCGUGGGCGGCGGAUGGGUCAUGAACGAUGAGGCAAACUCCCACUACUUUGCCAUCCUCGAGCAGAUAACGGAGGGCAACACGUGGCUGCACGAUGCAGUGGGGGUGGUCCCCACCAAUUCAUGGUCCAUCGACCCAUUCGGCUACAGUGCCACCAUGCCCUACCUGCUGCACCGCUCCGGCUUCCACAACAUGCUCAUUCAGCGCGUGCACUACGAGAUCAAGAAGGUUUUAGCUAAGCGCCGCCACUUAGAGUUCUACUGGCGCCAGGCGUGGGAUAAGAGUGGCGGGAAGACGCCACUGGGGGCAGGAGCGGAGGCAGGGGGGGAACAGGGGGGUGGAGAAGCCGGGGUGGGUGAAGAGGCAGCAGCAGCAGCAGGUGCAGGAGCAGCAGCAGCAGCAGCAGGUGCAGGAGCAGCAGGAGCAGGAGCAGAAGCAGCGGGGAAGACGGAUAUUCUGUGCCACAUGAUGCCGUUCUACUCAUACGACGUCCCACACACGUGCGGACCCGACCCCUCUGUGUGCUGCCAGUUUGACUUUGCACGCACGGCUACCGGCGAGCACUCGUGCCCCUGGGGCACGCCUGCUGUGGAUAUCACACCUCAGAACGUGGCAGAGAGGGCAGCGACAAUCUUGGACCAGUGGCGCAAGAAAUCCCUUCUUUAUCGCUCGAAAGUCGUCCUGGUCCCUCUGGGGGACGAUUUCCGCUACCCCACAAUGAGGGAGGCGCACGCCCAGUUCACCAACUAUGAGAGCCUCUUUGACUACUUCAACAGCCACCCGCACCUGCGAGUCAACGCCAGCUUCGGCACCCUUGGGGACUAUUUCAAUGCUGUCCGAGAGGCCGCUGUUAGAGACGCUACUCUUCAUAGCAAAGGCGCUGGUAACGGGGCUAGUGCUGUUAACGAGGGUGCUGCUGCUAACGAGGCGUCUCUUAACGAAGCCCAGCAGGACCUGCCGUCCGAGCACCCGGUGUUCACCUCUCACGAACUCCCCUCCGAUCCCACCCGCCACCUCCUCUCCACACACCCCUCCUCUCUCCCCUCCUCUCUCCCCGCCUCUCACCCGUCCGCUCUCGCUGCCCAUCUCUACUCCCUGCCCCCCUCGUUCCGCCCCAACCUGCCCUCUCUCUCUGGCGAUUUCUUCACAUACGCGGAUCGGGAGCAGGACUACUGGAGCGGUUACUUCACCUCUCGCCCCUUCUGGAAGGCUGUAGACCGCGUGCUAGAGUCUGCUGUUCGAGCAGCGGAUAUCCUCUUUGCUUUGACUUGGUCCCAGCUGCAGGCGAGGGGGGGUGGCGGAGGGGGGGGGCUGAUGGCGCGGAUGCUGGGGGGAGCGAGUAAGGGGGGCGGAGAGGUGGGGGAGGUGAUGGAGCGAUUGGCGGAGCAGGCGGAGUGGAUGGAGAAGGGGGGCGGGAAGGGUGGGAGGGGGGCGGGGGGAGGUCAGCGUGGGGAGGACAACUUCAGGCAUCUCCUGUUCCCGCUCAACUUUGCAGAGCGGCUGGUUCGAGCGCGGCGCAACCUGGCGCUGUUCCAACACCACGACGGCAUCACAGGCACGGCACGGGACCCUGUGGUGGUGGACUAUGGGCUGCGCAUGCACACUGCGCUCAACGACCUCAAUGACCUCAUGUGUGCGGCGGUGGUGGCGCUGCUGUCAGACUCGCCCACACAAGACCCUGAGAAGUCGCCCGUACAGCUGCGCCCAGAGCAGCACCGCACCCAGCAGCACAUCCUGCCCUCCCACCUCCCCCUCUCCUUCCCCUCUGCUUCAGUCAGAGAACCGGGUGGGCUGGGUGGUGGAGGAGAGGGAGGGGAGAGGGGCGAGGGUGCGGGAGAGAGGGAAGCAGUGGGAACAGUGAGAGGGGAGGAAGCAGUGGCUGGAGCGGGGAUGGAAGGAGGGGGUGCGGCAGGUGGGACUGGAGAGGGUGGGACUGGGGGAGGUGUGGGGGGCAGGCGGCGUGUUCUGGAAGUGAAAGUAGGGGAGCAGCCAGGCACGGAGCGGAGGGGGCUAGAAGUGCAGGAGGAGCAGGGAGGGGAGGGCACUGUGCGGCGCGUUGUGGUGUACAACCCAUUGGAAGAGGAGGUGAAGCAGGGAGUGGGCGGCACUGGGCGGCGCAUUGUGGUGUAUAACCCGCUGGAAGAGGAGGUGAAGCAGGUGAGCGAGGGGAGCAGAGAGCAGCAGGCACGCCUCCCCUCUUCCCCCCUCCCCCACCCCCGCCCCCCUUCCUUCACAGGUCAUCUCUGUGGUGGUGGAGAUCUCGCUGGUCUCAGUCAUCUCAGUGGUGGUGGAGAUCUCGCUUUUUACAAGCUGGUUUCUGAGAAUUCUCAAAAGCUGGAUUUGGAGAAUUCUCAAAACCCCGUCCCCCACCCCCGCCCCCCUUCCUGCAGAGGUCAUCUCAGUGGUGGUGGUGAUCUCGCUUUUAUUCAGUUGAUUCAGAGUCGACUCAAAAGCUCCCCCACGCCCGCCCCCCUUCCUUCACAGGUCAUCUCUGUGGUGGUGGAGAUCCCUCUCAUCGCAGUGCUCAGCCCCAAGGGCACGUGCCUUCCUGCCCAGGUCAUGCCAGAGUGGGUCAACCCGCCCCCCUUCACUCCCAAGCCUCCCCAAAACGCCUCAUCUACCACCACAGCUGCCACAGUGCCGGCUCUCGGUCUCCAAACCUUUGUGGUCGGCCCGCCCGAAACUUUGCCCAACUGCCCGGCAGCAGAGCUCUCGCGCGUCGAAGUUUCCAACCCGCCCGCGGGAUUCGCCUGCCCGAAGCCGUAUAACUGCACCGUGCACGAUCCAAAGGAAGACGACGCCUUUUCGAUUGGGAACCACGAGCAGCGAGUCAGGUUCUACGCUGCGAGUGGGCUCAUGAAAAACAUCCAGCACAGGAGAAUCAUCAGGGACACAAUUGUGGACGAGGAAUUCGCCAUGUAUACCGGGCGGAGCGGGGCGUAUCUGUUUCUCCCUGGGGGUGAUGCGGUCCCGAUAGUAACUGACGGUGGUGCGUCGUUUAUUUCCCGAGGCGAGGUAGCAGAGGAGGUGCAUACGGUGUUCAGUUUUCUACCUGUGGAGGCGUGGGACGGGACAGGGCAGAUGCUGGGGGAUUGGGAGCUGCAGCAGCGGCGGCAGUGGCGGCUGCAGAGGCGGAAGCAGCAGCUGCAGCAGCAGCGGCAGAGGCAGCAGCAGCAGCAGCAGCAGCAGGGGCUGCAAAGGCAUCGGGAUAGGGAGGCACAGGGGGGAGGUGGGGGGGACGAGGGGCUGAGAAUGGACAGGAAUGAGAAUGCACAAGCACAGGCGGUUGCGAGGAUGCCUGAGGAUGAGCAUUGGCUUGAGGAUUCACAUGCGCAGGCGCUGGCGCAGGGACAGGCGCAGGUGCAGGCGCAGGCGCAGCUGCAGGGGCAGAUGGGAGGCGGAGGGGAGCAGCAGGAGGUUCGGCCGUUGAGUGAGGUGGAGGCGAUGAGGGAGAGGCUGAGACAGCGGGCACAGCCGGGGGACGUGGUGCUGUGGCAGCAGGAUCAAGAAGCGCAGGGCGGGCAGGGCGGGCAGGGGGGGCUGGGCGGGCAGGGAGGGCAGGGGGGGCUGGGCGGGCAGGGGGGGGAGCGAGGGCAAGGAGGGGAGGGAGGGGAGGGAGGGCGAGGGGCGGGUUUGCAGCAGCUGCAGCACCCGGAAGUGGAGGUGGGGCCGUAUUCAGGGCGAUUGCAGCAGCUGAGGCAGUUCCAGGUGGCCAGGAGACGACUGCUGGGGGAGAGUGGUGGUGUGGGAGAGGAUGAGGAGGAUGAGGAUGAAGAAGUUGGUGCUGGUGAUGAAGAGGAGGAAGAGGAGGAUGAGGAGGAUGGGGUUGUUGCUGCUGAUGAUUAUGAUGAGGGAAAUGAUGAUGAUGAUGCUGUAGUUGAGAAGCGGGCAGGGGGGGUAUUAGAAACUGUAGCGGAAAUGGUGGGAGGGGAUGGGGAGACAGUGGUUGGGGGUUUGAGGAGAAAGCUUUUGCAGGUGAGGCGAAAGGGGAGGAAGAAAAGGAAGGGCAGGAAGGGGAGGAAGAGAAGCGUGAGUGGGGCAAGUGGGGAGGCUGGUGGUGUUCACGGUGGUGAGAUUGGCAGGGCGGAUGAGUCGGCAGGGUUAGGGGGGAGUGGGAGUGGUGCUGCUGAUGUCGAUGGUAUGGGGGCAGGGGUAGGGACGAGGAAGAAGGGACGGAAAGGGAAGCUGAAACGGAGGAAAAGAAGGGGGCAGCACCAGGAAGGGACAACCGAUGGAAGUGGCGCUGUUGGUGCUGGUGGUGAUGCUGGUGGUGGUGGUGGUGGUACUGAAGCUGCGACAGGUGCAGUUUCAGGAGAGAGAUUGGGUGAAGGAGCCCUGAGUGGAGCAGGAACGCUCAGGUUUCAUGGAGGGCUGCCAGUAGCAGGGGUGGGAGAAGGAGGGGUGGGAGAAGGAGGGGAGGUUGGUCCUAGGGUCCGGAACAGAGUGCAUGAUGACAGUGACUUUGACGCUUCCGCAAGAUCUGAGUUACCCGAGCAGGUCAUUACAGUGCGCAGCACAGAUAAUGAUGCUGCUGCUGGUGGUGAUGGUGCCGGUACUGGUGUCGGUGGUGCCGGUGCUGGUGCUGGUGAUGUUGGUGGUGCUGGUGUUGAUGCGGAGAGCAAAGGCGGGGCGGAUGGAGGGGAGGACGAGGGGCACGAGGUGGGGGUGGAGGAGGACGAGGGGGAGCAGGAGAGACCUGACCCAGAGAGCAUAGGCGUGACCCGCCGCGACUGGGAAAGCAGCAGUGGCGACGGUGGUGGUGGCAGUGGGGAGCAGGGCGGCAGUGGGGAGCAGGGCGGCAGUGGGGAGCAGGGCGGCAGUGGGGAGCAGGGCAGUAAGGAGGGUGAGGGUGAUCUAGACCUGGAUGAGCUUCAGAAGGUAGCAGAGGCUGCAGCCACGAUGGACAAGCAAGGGUGGGAGGAGGCGGCAGAUGGGCUAGAGGAGCCGCAGGUCCUGGACGAGCCAUUGGUGGACGAGGAGGACGAGGGGCACGUGAUACCUGUUGUGCGCUCUGUCAUGCUUUACAAAGUCAGGGCCCCUCAGGGCUUGUUAAUAGAGACACGCCAUCAUGUGAACAUCUCCUCCACAGCAGUGGACAACAAGGAGCUCGUGGUGCGCUACCGCACGUCCAUCGACUCCUCACACCUCUUCCACACCGACUCCAACGGCUUCCAGACCGUCCGCCGCGAGACGCUCCCCAAGCUGCCCACGCAGGGCAACUUCUACCCCAUGCCCGCCCUCGCGUUUAUCCAAGACCCCUCUGGAAUCCGAUUCUCCGUUCACACGCGCCAAGCUGUGGGCGUGGCGAGCCUCAAGGGGAACUUCUAUCCCAUGCCCGCCCUCGCCUUCCUGCUAGACCCCUCGGGCAUCAGGUUCUCCGUGCCACGCGCCAGGCUGUGGGCGUGGCCAGCCUUAAGUCACUCCGUCUUCUCCUCUCCAACCCCGUGCUCCUCCCCUGCAUUAGACCGGCUGGUUAGAGAUGAUGCUGGAUCGCCGGCUCUCACAGGACGACAGCAGGGGCAUGCAGCAGGGCGUGUUGGACAACCACCCUCCACUCUCCCUCUCUUUCCCUUACUCACUCCCUGUUCCCCUCCCCUCCCCUCCCCUCCCCCUUUCCUGCCUGCAUCAGACCGGCUGGUUGGAAAUGAUGCUGGAUCGUCGGCUCUCACAGGACAACUUCAGGGGCAUGCAGCAGGGCGUGUUAGACAACCACCCCCCUUACUCUCUCACUUUCUGAUUCUCUCUUCCAUCCCUCCCCCCUCACCCCUCUGUACACCAGACCGGCUGGCUGGAAAUGAUGCUGGAUCGCCGGCUCCCACAGGACGACAACAGGGGAAUGCAGCAGGGCGUGUUGGACAACCAACCACCCCGCACUUUCCCUCUCUUUCACUAAAUCACUCCCUCAUCCCCUCCCCUCCCCUCCCCCCUUCCUCCUCUGUACACCAGACUGGCUGGUUGGAAAUGAUGUUGGAUCGCCGCCUUCCACAGGACGACAACAGGGGCAUGCAGCAGGGCGUGUUAGACAACCAUCCCACACAAACCAUCUUCCACCUAGUCCUCGAAAGAAACACCUCCGCCCGCCCCUUCCCCUCGCCCUCCUCCUCCGCCGCCCUCCUCCCCUCCCUCACUUCGCAACGAAUCGGCUCGCGCCUCAACUACCCGCCGUAUCUCUUUGUCGGGCAGCCCGAAAGCCCGUCGAGAUUCGUUUCCGGGCAGGAUGGAGAAGCCGGACGAGGGGCUGGCAGGAAGGGGAGUGGCAGUAGCAGCAGCAAUGGAGGGAAGGCAGGGAAACCGGGUGUUUUGGCUGGCACUGUGGAGCCGAAGCCGGGCGGCCUUGGUUGGACGGGCUUCGAUCACAGCUUUGGGGGCGCGCAUCGUGAGGCUCCCUGCAAGGUCACCCCCACUGGCCAAGUGCAUCUUGCUCGCCUCUUCUCCGGCGCUUAUGUAACAGAGUUUGAAGAGUUCCCACUUAACCUCGUCCGACCCGGCCCAUUAGCAGCAGAUUUGGGGUCUCCCGGGCAGGGUUCUGAGGAUUCGGUGGGAGUGGGAGGGAGAGAGGGGGGGAACAGGACAAGGGGAGGGAUGGGGGCGGCUGGGGCGUUUGCGAAGAGAGCAUGGCAGCAGAGAGUGAGAGGUGGGGUGACGAGUCUGAAGCUGGAAGUGAUGGAGCUGAAGGCAGUUAAGCUGCAGAUGACGAUGAAGGCACGCAGGAAAGGGUGGGGGAGGUGGAGGAGCAAGUGA